GGCUGUGACUGCGAAACAUCUCAGUUGCUGUGUGGAGAGAUUUGACGGAGGGACGCUCCCGUGCGUGGACCCCAUCAGUGCGCCGCCAUCCGUGAUGCCUCGGUGAGGAUCUGCCACGGCGGAGAGGACGCCAGCGCAUGUGAAAUAUUGCGGAUUUGCGUGUCAAGCAGAGGAGGAACCGGUGGCCGGCUCCGCGGCUGUUUGUCUGUUUCUUAUCGCUUCUCUGCCCCCCCCCCUCUCCCCUCCCCUCCCUCACAUGUCACUCUAAUUAAUCGGAGGCAUGUGGAACCGCACCAGGAUUAGGAAUUGCCUCCCAAUAGUGUGCCUGCUGGUGGCGUUAUGGACGAAGGUGUCCCAGUCAACCGGCUAUUUUGAGCUGCAGCUGAUCUCGGUGGAGAAUGUGAACGGCGAGCUGGCGGACGGGGAGUGCUGCGAUGGCCCCAGGAGUCCCCAGGACCUGCGCUGCACCCGGGACGAGUGCGAUACUUACCUGAGAGUGUGCCUCAAGGAGUACCAGAUAAAGGUCACCACCACGGGGGCGUGCACGUUCGGCGCCGGCUCCACGCCGGUUCUCGGCGGGAAUAUGUUUUCUUUGAAGACCACCAAGAACAACGCGAAUAAGAUCGACGAGGCCGGCAGGAUUGUGAUCCCCUUCCAGUUCGCGUGGCUGCGGACCUUUACGUUGAUAGUGGAGGCCUGGGACUGGGACAAUGACACACGCAACAACGACGAGAAGCGGCUGAUCGAGCGCGGCUCUCACACCGGCAUGAUCAACCCCGACGAUCCCUGGCAGACCAUCCUUUACGACGGGCCGGUGGCUCGCCUCGUCUACCGCAUCCGGGUGCGCUGCGACGAGAACUACUUUGGGAACAAGUGCAACAAGCUGUGCGUGCCUCGCGACGACUACUUCGGACACUAUCGCUGCGACCCUGCAGGGACCCGCUUGUGCCUGGAUGGCUGGAUGGGCCCUGACUGCAGGACAGCAAUCUGCAAACCAGGCUGCAACCUGUUACACGCCAACUGCUCUCUACCAGGCACAUGCGUGUGUAAGUUCGGCUGGAAGGGCCCGUUCUGCGAUGAAUGUCAUCUCCAUCCCGGAUGCGUUCAUGGCACCUGCAACAGGCCCUGGCAGUGCAACUGCGAGAAGAACUGGGGUGGCCUAUGGUGUGAUAAAGAUCUGAAUUACUGCGGUCGCCACCAGCCGUGCAUCAACGGAGGAACCUGCCUGAACACCGAACCAAACUUGUAUUACUGCGCCUGUCCACCGGGCUAUUCCGGAAAGAACUGUGAGAUAGCUGAGCACUCAUGUGUCUCCAACCCCUGCUUGAACGGUGGGACGUGCCAGGAGGUUGCUGCCGGCUAUGAGUGUCUGUGUCCGUCAGGUUGGGAGGGUUCUCUCUGUGAAAAAAAUUUGGAUGACUGUGCGUCCAGUCCGUGCGCUCAGGGUGGGACCUGUAUCGACCUGGAGGAUGGCUUUGAGUGUGUAUGCCCCCCACAGUGGGAAGGGAAGACCUGCCAGAUAGAUGCAAAUGAAUGUGCAGGACAGCCCUGUGUGAACGCUUACUCUUGCAAAAAUCUCAUUGGUGGAUAUCACUGCAAGUGUUUCCGGGGAUGGUCUGGCCAAAACUGUGACAUCAACAUCAACGUCUGCCAAGGUCUGUGUCGGAAUGGAGGAACCUGUAAGAAGGGUCCGAGGGGUUACCACUGCCAGUGUCCUCCCGGUUUUGUCGGCAAUCACUGCGAAAUCCAGCGAAACAAAUGUGACAGCAGACCGUGUCAGAACGGCGGCCAGUGCCACGCCGUGUUGGACGGCUUCGUGUGUGAAUGCCUGCCAGACUUUGGUGGCCAACUGUGUGAGAUCUCGUACUACCCUCCCGCCGAUGCCUGUGAUUCCGGCCCCUGUGAGAACGGGGCGACUUGCCACAGCAUGGACCAGGACUUCUACUGCGCUUGUCCCGAAGGCUACGUGGGAAAAACAUGCGAACGUGUAAAGGAGGCCUGCCAAACUACAACAUGUCAAGUAAUCGACAGCUGCGUUGUUGCAGUUCCCACCAAUGACUCGGAUGGAGUGCAGCACAUUUCGUCCAACGUCUGCGGUCCGCGCGGGCGCUGCAUCAGCCAACCCACGGGCAACUUCACCUGCAUCUGCGACCCGGGUUUCAGCGGCAUCUACUGUCAUGAAAACAUCAACGACUGCAUAGACAACCCGUGUAAGAACGGCGGGACCUGCAUUGACGGCUUGAACUCCUUUCAGUGCUUCUGUCCGGACGGCUGGGAGGGUCAUCUCUGUGACCUCAACGUCGACGAGUGCAGACACAACCCUUGCAAAAACGGCGGACGCUGCAUCGACUUGGUCAAUGACUUUUACUGCGAGUGCACCGGUGACUGGAAGGGCAAGACCUGCCAUUCCCAUGAGAGUCAGUGUGAUGAAACCACCUGCAGUAACGGCGGUACCUGCUACGACCACAUUGAUACCUUCCGCUGUUCCUGCCCACCUGGCUGGGGAGGAAAAACGUGCAACACAGCCAAAAACAGCACUUGUGGCUCCAGUCCUUGUUUCAACGGUGGGACGUGCGUAGGAGGGGGAGACACAUUCUCCUGUAUCUGCAAAGAGGGCUGGGAGGGCCCCACCUGUGAACAAAACAUAGACGACUGCAACCAUCAUCCAUGUUACAACGGCGGCAUCUGUGUGGACGGAGUCAACUGGUUUCGCUGCGAGUGCACCCCCGGGUUCGCCGGUCCAGACUGCAGAAUAAACAUAAACGAGUGCCAGUCAUCUCCCUGUGCCUACGGGGCCACCUGCGUGGAUGAGAUCAAUAGCUUCCAGUGCAUUUGUCCUCUUGGUCGAUCAGGAGCCAGAUGUCAAGAAUUCAUCGGCAUUGGAAGGACUUGUCACUAUGCCGGGCUGCAGUUUCCCCACGGCAGCCAUUGGGAGGAGGAGUGCAACAACUGCCACUGCAUCAACGGCAAAGUGCACUGCUCAAAGGUGGUGUGCGGCCGCCGCCCCUGCCGACUCGAGCCGUCAGACGCAGAGAAGGGAGAGAAGUCCUGCCCAGCUGGACAGGAGUGUCUGGAGCACAGCUUCUACACCUGCUUCUCCCAGCCCUGCGAUCAGUGGGGGGUUUGUUCGAUGGCUGGGCCCCCGCCUCUCCAAGCAACCACCAAGUGCCAGCCGAACAGCGGCCAUUUGGACAACAGCUGCGGCCGCAUAACUCUUGUUUUCAACAGAGACAAAGUCCCGCCCGGGAUCACGGUGGAGAAUAUUUGCUUUGAGCUGAGGUAUCUUCCCGACACCAGGAGGCUGGCGAAAGACCACGACCUUCUUCUUUUGUGCGACCUCUCCCAGUCAAAUCCAGAUGCUGUAGAGGUGGCCAUCUCUUUCCAGCCCGAGAAUCUGCCAGACCACAGUCUGAUCCAGGAGGCUGCCAGCGCCAUUGUGGGCACCUUAUCCAAGAGGCACAACAGCACCAUAAUGCUGGCGGUCAUCGAAGUCAAAGUGCAAACGCAGACCAUGCCCUCUUCAGUGGAUUACCUGGUGCCUCUUCUCUGUGUCCUCUUCUGUCUGCUCUGCCUCUUCUGCAUCAUCGUCUGCGUGUGGUGGACGAGGAAACGGAGAAAAGAGCGCGAGAGGAGCAGCCGGUCGGCUCCCGACGGUAACGUGAACAACCAGUGGGAACCGCUGCGUCUCGUGGUGGGACGUCAGCAGCAGCAGCUGAAGGAGAACAACAGGGAGGCCGAGCAGGAGCGCAAAAAGCUCAUGGGCCCAUCCUGUCGGACGUGUGACGAGGAGGAGGAGGAGGAGACGGAGGGCGAGCUGGAGCUCGAGGAGGAGUGCGGUGGAGCGGAGGCGGGAGAGGAGCUUGUUUAUAAGUACUCUAAAACUGCGGUGCAGUCCAGUGGGGGCGUGAUCUGUACCCUGCACAGCUCCAGCGCGCCUCUUAAAGCCCCCCACCGGACCCAAGGCUACAGCCCUAAAGACAACCGCUGGAAAAAUGUCAGUGCCGUCUUGACUGGUCAGAAAGAGCUGAAAGACCAUUGCGUGUAAGAAAGUUUAAAGGACAAUGCAGAAGCAAGAGAGGCUGCAAGGCAGCUACUAACUAUUCUAUCAUGUUUGGGACUUUUUUUUUUUUUGUUCUUUUUGAAAAGGAAACAAGGCUUUGUGUUCAAGAAGCCAUUCUUUGAUUUGGUUUAUAUGUUUUCGUCACUGUCGCCGAAGAUGAUUUUUUUUUUUUUUUUUUUUUUUUUUUUCUUCCUAUUCAGGAGGUUUGAGCACAGUGGACAUCUUUUGCUUACUUGUUACUUUUCGUUGCAUACAGAAGAAGGCGCCGACAUGUAAUAUAUUAUUUCAGGAGGCGAAAGAAGCUUCCCACUUUUUUUUUUUUCUUUUUUUUUCGGGGGGUUAUGUAACUCUUCUAUUUAAGUAACUUUUGAAUUGUUGAAAAGGAAUUGAAAGAAGAAAAAAAAAAGAAGCUGUAAGGAUUGUUUACAGGCUGUUAUGAUUUUGUCAAAGUGUCAGUUCACUCUGCGGAUUUGGACAAAAAUGGGCUGUUUUCUCCAUCACCUUCCAGCUUUCGCCCACCGAUCCACCUGUGGCUGUCAUGCCUUACCAAAACAUUGGCCUGGAGGGGGGAGAGGGGACAAACCCCAGUGCCUACUACGUGGCCUUCCAUGUUAUGUUUUAUUUUUUUUUUUCAUUUUGUUUCUCUUGUGUCUCAGUUGUCUUGGCUGAAAGCUGUAUUUGUAAUAUUUUGCAGUAUUUGAGUUUGGUAGCAAGUGCCUUUUUCCAAGAGCUGUCGUGGCUCCGAGUCGUGCUGCCUAUGUUUGACCUCCUUGUUCUCUGAUCUCGAAGGGAUUCUUGUACAUUUAAAGAGUUCAAUUUCACAGCAACGCCAUUCAAGGUAUUUGAUCAAAGCAGAAAUGACUACGCUGUACAUACAUGUAAAUACUUAAAGGAGUCGCUGUGUAUAUUUGAAAUAAGUUAAAGACAAGUCACACAUUUUUAUUAUUAUUGUUAUUAAUAUUAUUUUUAUUUUUUACAAUGUCAUUUCUUUUAUUUAUGUCAGUUGAUAUAAGCCGGUUUUAUAACAAGUUAACAUCCAGAGUCCCACCGUUUGAGAACUUUUACAAAGAGGUACCACCUAUAAAGGAUUUUCUGAAGGGUUUAUAAAUUGUUUGGCACCCAGAUUCAGUUUCUUUUUAUAGUUCAUCAGUAAAUUUCAGUUAUAAAACAUAAUAACUCGCACAGUUUAGACAAAAAUUACUACCAUCUCAUAAUGUAUUUUAUUUUUUAUUUUUUUAAGCUUUGGAGUAACGAAAAGCAUUCAAAACAUGCCAACGUUGUAGCCUUAAAGUUUUCAAAUCAUUUCUAAACCCAUCAAGAAUCCUUUUUAUUUCAGGUGCCUUAAUGUAAUAAUUUAUUAAAUUUCGCAUUUGUGUUCAUCUUUUUAUUUUUGUUGAAUUUUAUUUUUUUUGUAAUUUUUCGUUGGUUUGUUUCCACUUGUUAAAGAACGCAAUUCUCUCAAACCAUUGUGUGGUGUAUCGUGGCCGUGUUUUAUUCACCAGAGUAAAACUCUCCAUUUCUCUCACUUGCUCGUCUGUCAUGGUGAUUCCUAAAAUUACACCGUUUGGAGAAAAUAAAACAACCCAGCAAUCCACAACAGCGGUCCUGAAUGUGGAUCUCGGCGGGUCAAACGUGGAUUUCACUCAUCCGCUUCGUGUUUUGGUUCAAAGGCUUUAACGACGGGAACAAUGUCUUUUUUUUUUUUUUUUUGCUGUAAUGCAAAUGUUUUAUUAGGUUACAAAGUUUCAAGGGGCAAAAGUUAACACCUCCCCCCACCCCCCUCGUUUUAACCCCUGUCAUUGUCUAAAAACGACAUUGUAUUUCUGUAAAUGGGACACGGCAAAAAUAAAAGACUUAAAGAUGCA
This is a messenger RNA of Fundulus heteroclitus (mummichog), 5925 nucleotides long. RefSeq names its product jagged canonical Notch ligand 2b (gene jag2b). Gene Ontology annotation, biological process: heterophilic cell-cell adhesion; cell communication; establishment or maintenance of epithelial cell apical/basal polarity. The transcript is spliced from 26 exons. NCBI's taxonomy places the organism in Eukaryota, Metazoa, Chordata, Actinopteri, Cyprinodontiformes, Fundulidae. The coding region runs from base 281 to 4045 and encodes 1254 amino acids. Gene Ontology annotation, molecular function: calcium ion binding; Notch binding. Gene Ontology annotation, cellular component: protein-containing complex; plasma membrane. The record is from RefSeq and is a predicted model, not a curated record.